Molecule: messenger RNA, 1683 nt
Organism: Chlorella variabilis
Lineage: Eukaryota; Viridiplantae; Chlorophyta; Trebouxiophyceae; Chlorellales; Chlorellaceae
Exons: 10
Coding region: 1-1683 (560 amino acids)
Source: RefSeq, a predicted model, not a curated record
AUGAGGCCACCGCGUCUCCCGUGCUCCGCCGUGGCCCUGGUAGCCCUGGUAGCCCUCACGGUCGCCCAUUCAGCGCUCGCGUUCACCAAGUGUGCGGAUCUCAAGUGCAUUUCAUGUGACCAGAAGAAGAGUCGAUGCACCUUGUGCGUGGAUGGCAUGUUCCUGGACUCAAACGGCGUCUGCACCAAGUGCAAGAUUGACGGCUGCGCAACCUGCAACUCCACCGGGCAGUGCACCAAGUGUUGGGACCCCUCACUGUACAUUACCUGCAACGGCACCUGCCAGUCCUGCGGCGACUACUGCGCGGAAUGCCGCCCCGAUGGCUCUUGCGCCAAAUGCAGGGAACACGACGACUGGGAAUCUCGUUUUCCUAAUCCUGACUACCUGAUCGUCACGGCUCCCAAUGGCACCUGCUCCAAGUGCACUAAGCACCCCUGGCGGACAGGCUGCCGCGCCUGCAGCCCUGACAGCACCAAGUGCACCAAGUGUGGCGAGGGCUCGGUGAUGAUCAACAACACCUGCCAUCCCUGCAAGGACAGUAACUGCGCCGUGUGCAGCCCUUCAUCAGACAAGUGCCAGAAGUGCAUGAAGUGGCCGGCCUGGACUAAGUACGGCGAAUUCGACGACGUGCCUGUGUACAUGGACAGGGAGGGCAUCUGCCGCGAGUGCACACACCUGGUUAAGUACGGCUGCAUGGCCUGUGAUCAGGAUGGGAAGUGCAAGCGCUGUGGUCCAGGGUGGGACGAGGACUCGUUGGGCAGGGUCCUGCGCAAUGGCGUCUGUGUGCCGUGCGACGGCCUGGUGGAGCACUGCAAUGCAUGCACCGCCAAGGGCAAGUGCACUGCCUGCCAAGAUGGCUUCCAUCUGAGCGGCGGAAAGUGUGUGCCCUGCGACCGCGUCGACCCGCUGUGCGAGUAUUGGGAGUCGACACCAGUCUGCAGCAAGCGCUGCGCCAGGUGCACUCCAUCGGGGCCCAACAACACCGCCACCUACCUCGACUGGAAUGGCCGCUGCCGGCAGUGUAUGCCCAACUGCCGCAAGUGCAGCCGAGCUGGGCGCUGCCGCACAUGCGCUUCUGGCUUCCGGCUGGUGGGCUCCAAGUGUGUCGAGUGCCUCGACUACAGCGCCUGUGUGCCGUGCACGGAACUCUAUCGGUACGAUCGGUACGAUCCGUAUGAUCCGUGGGGGAUGGGCUGCAGCAAGUGCACACCUGACAGGAAGCGUUGCUUGGCCUGUUGGGACAAUUACAACGGCGUUCAAAAGAAGUGCUUCAAGUGCCUGGUGCCACUCUGCGCAUCAUGCCUGACCCCCACCAAGUGCGACGUUUGCUACUCAUUCACCUACAAAGACGCCAAGACGGGCCAGUGCCGGCAGUGCCCGCGUGGCUGCAGCGACUGCAACGCCCGCCGCUGCUUCUCUGCGGACGAGGGCUACGUGCUGGUUGGCGGGCAGCCGAAGAAGUGCACUGAUCCGCUCUGCGCAGAGUGUGACGCCACCAACCAGGAGAAGUGCUUGGGAUGUCGCUACACCGGUGAUUUUGUGACGCCGCACUACAUUGACGCCCGCGGCAAGUGCCACGAGUGCACGGUGAAGGGGUGCGAGCUGUGUGGCAACGAUGGGCGCUGCCGGAGGUGCAAGUACGGCUACACCAAGGUGAAGCCAGAGGGCAAGUGCGCGGUGUGA